AUGGAUCUUGAGCAACAGUUGCAGAAGGCACUAAAAGCUGACCAAAUAUCGUCUCAAAUGAAAGCAUCCAGACUACACACAUAUUGGAGAAAAAUCUGUGAAGAUGAGAGGAGGGCGAAGCAGAGGAAUGAGAUGUUAAUGAGAGACUUGGAGAGAAUUGAUAAUCAUAUGGCUGAGCUGAAUGCUAGAACCCAGAGCCUGGCUUUGAUGAAGAAGCAGUAUGAAGAGUACAUCUCUAAAACAUACCCAAAAUGGAAUGAGUUUAUGAAUAGUUCGCCUCAACCUUCAGAAUCUGCGACAGAUCCUCAUCCUCAUGAUGCUUCAGCAGCUGCUUCCCUCCAUCAUCAGGUCAGCCAAUCCCAUUCCUUUGCUCAAGCAAGUGGCGAUAUGAAAUAUAAAACUAGUGCUACUGAAGCUUUUGAAAAAGCACUCACUCAUCAGCCUGAGAAAGAUCAGCAAAAUCAACAGCAGCAGAACCUCCAGCAACACCAGUGGAAGAAGCAACAAACCAUCCAGAGAAGGGGAACCAUACGUAAGAUUGUUGUGUUUAUGCAAACCCAUCAGGUUGCUGACCACAUGCAGGAGACAGAAACAAAUGUAGGAGUCUAUGCCAACUUGCCUGCUAGCCAACCUGAUCACCACACUGCACACAAAUCACAAGCUUCAAAUAAUGUUCAGAUAAAAAGUCACGAAGCAUCAACCAUUCAGUCUCAUAAUGCAGAGAAACCUGCACAGCCCAGAAGUGUGAUCUAUCCUAGAGGAGGUCAAACAGAGGACGAUGAGGAGAUCAGUGACUUUGGGAGUGAGAGUGAUCUUCCCAUGGCCCAGUCCUUGGGAAACACCAAAAUCCCAGUGACUUCUCCGCCAGAUUUGGGGACAGGGAAGUCCGUGUCUCAGACUAAUGGAUCUGCACAGCCAGAACUGUCAGUGGAUGGACUGAUGAAUCUUCUGCAGCUGGUCGAGUCAGAUAUGGUGGAAGCUUUUUCAUGUGACGACUUCUACAGGAGGUCAGCAUUGCCUCUAGUGACUGAGAAGAAUGACAUCAUCAGGAAAGCUAACAACGAUGGUGACUUGAGCAAGGUUGACCCAAGCUUGAUCACGAUGGUAGUCUUAGAACAGAUCACUCACAUCGUGCAGACUUUGACAGAGAAAUGCUUGUUGCCUGAGGAACUUCUCCAGGAUACGUCCGGUCUGUCAGCGACCAUGCUGAGACAACAUCUGUCGCCAGAAGCCCAGAUAAUCUGGGAUGCACUGUAUGCUCAUUUCAUCAAGCUGGUUCAGUAUGACGUCUUAAAGCCACAGGAAGGUCACAAGUUCAUAGUUCGCCUGCUUGAGGGAAGGACAAUCAGCCCAGAGGAACAUUCUCCGAUUCAUAACAAUAAUAAAACGACUAGUCCAGGACACACGAUGGAGAGCUCGGAAAGCUUCGUGGAAGAUGACAGAGUUCCACCAUUGAAGUUUGGUAGUCUGCUGGAGAAACAUUUGAGUGAGGAUGAGUCCAGUUAUGUGACAUCAAGUCUUCCUCAAGAUCCUGUUCCACUCAAUGAGACUACAGCUUAUAAGAGCAUGGUAUCUGGCAGUGGAGGCAGACAGGCACCCCGGCAGAUGUCUGGACAGGAUGAUACUGAUGACGAUGUGGAGAAACAGAUAGCCUCCGCUCUUGUGAGGAAUCCGGCUGUGGAGAAGGCUGCAAAGAAACCAAAUGUGGUUGAUGAUCCUUCAGACGCCAGCUCACAGACUCUACAAACCUCACCUCAUGUGUAUGUGCCCACAGCCAUGGAAUCCAG
Candidula unifasciata is the source of this 1787-nucleotide messenger RNA. NCBI's taxonomy places the organism in Eukaryota, Metazoa, Mollusca, Gastropoda, Stylommatophora, Geomitridae. The record is from the annotation of a GenBank genome assembly.